Debaryomyces hansenii CBS767 is the source of this 843-nucleotide messenger RNA. RefSeq lists its product as uncharacterized. Lineage: Eukaryota; Fungi; Ascomycota; Pichiomycetes; Serinales; Debaryomycetaceae. The record is from RefSeq and is a predicted model, not a curated record. The coding region runs from base 1 to 843 and encodes 280 amino acids. The transcript has a single exon.
AUGAGUAACAACUAUUCUGCGAGCAGCGGCUCAGCGGGUGAUGGUUACCGCGAUAGCGGAUACGGAGACGACAGCUCUGGAUACAGGGGCAGCUACAGAGGUGGAUAUAGAGGACGAGCUCGCGGAGCAUAUAGAGGACGAGCGAACGACCGAGGGGGAUAUUAUGGUCGAGGAGGGUAUCUGAGCCGGUAUAACCCUUAUUACGGGGGAAGCAGUGGAGGAAGAGGCGGGUAUUCGUCGUAUCAGGGGAGAGACAGCUAUAGGGGGGACAACUACGAAAGUUCGAGGCCCACGUCGCACGGAGACGACUCUUACCAAGAGGGUUAUCAAGAAGGAUAUCAAGAAAGAUACGACGGUUAUGGUGAUGGGUAUGGUGCAGACUCGAGGACUGACGACAGCAAUUAUGGAUACCCGCAGUCGCUGUACAGAGGAAGCUACCGGGGAGGAUAUAAAGGGACAUAUUCGUCUAAAGACAGAGGCAGCUACCAUGGGCGGUCGCAAUACGAGUCAGAACACGGACAUGGAAGCCAUCUGGGAUGGAAUGAGCAUUCUUCGUCGUCUCCGGCAUCAAAACCAAAGACACCCCAGCAUAAGGGCGCCUCGGGGCCCAAAGCACCUACCAACCCAUGGAUUACUAUACUCCAAAUAAAGGACGAUCCCACAAAACAGGCGUUUGAGCACACCCAUGAGGAAUUGGGCCGUCUAGAUAAAGAAUUGCACGAAUUACAGCAUGCUAAGCUAUUGUUGGAGAACUCAGUCGCCAACUUAGAAAGGCAGGCACUUAGAGAAGAAUUGCACGUACAAAUUACCAAUGAAAAGCUCGAAGAGUUUACUUAUUUAUGA